Molecule: messenger RNA, 2651 nt
Organism: Papaver somniferum (opium poppy)
Lineage: Eukaryota; Viridiplantae; Streptophyta; Magnoliopsida; Ranunculales; Papaveraceae
Product: protein root UVB sensitive 1, chloroplastic-like
Exons: 8
Coding region: 223-2163 (646 amino acids)
Biological process (GO): response to UV-B; developmental process
Cellular component (GO): chloroplast envelope
Source: RefSeq, a predicted model, not a curated record
CGUGUUCACCUAACCUCUCAGUUUCAUUUCUUGACUCUCGGUAGGGGGUUCUCCCGCGUCAUCCAUCAUCCUGUUGCCGUCUGGGGUUUAGGGGUUUUCUCCACCACCGUCCGCCGCCGCUACCACCAGCACCACUUCUUCGGCUAAUGGAUGAUUUUCAAGCAUUUUAUUGGAUGCCGAUUUUAUGAACAUUUGUUUUGAAGAAACUCAAUAGCAGCAGUAAUGGCGUCCUUGUCAUCGUGCUGUGGUUGGUCAUUAUCCACGAUUAAUGUCAGCAGUAACAGACGACAACUUAACAGUGCUUCAAUUAGAGCAACAACUACUUCAUAUGCUUCUAUUUUGUUACCAUCAUCAUCAUCUAGGUCUUCACUUGUUGUCUCUUAUCAUCAUGUCAAUCCCAACAAUUUGGGAAUUUCUCCCUGUGUUUAUUCUUCCUCGUCCAUGUCAAAACCGUUUCUGCCUUUUCCACCAUUCUUUGAUAAGAUGAAUUCACUAUUCAAAAUCAACACUACUACCACCACCUCUUCAGAAACAAAAUCAAUUAUUAGUAAUUCUUCGCCUCAAUUUGAAUUGCAACUUAAUGAUGGAGGAGGGAGUGGAAACAACAACAACAAUAACAACAAUGGGGACAAUGGGAGCAAUGAGAAUGACGAUAACAAACAUGGUCGGGAUCCCUCUGUCUUUAUCAUGUCCAUCUUGGGUUGUUUUUGGGCUUUCCAAUUUACUUGGGCACUUGCAACCAUUGCUGACAAAGAGGAAGAUAAUGCUAUUUGGGAAGUGAGAGGUGGAAAGUGGAUCAGACUCCUCCCCGACCCUUCGCAGGAUGCCUUUAUCAUUGCUUCUGAUGACGAAACCAACUUGUCCUUUAAGUCUUUAGCGCAUCUCGGUUUCAUCAAUUUCUUUCAGUCUCAGUGCAGACAACUUUUUAUCCGGCUUAUGCUUCCAGAGGGUUAUCCCAGCAGCGUCAGCAACGAUUACCUGGAGUACUCUCUAUGGAGAGCUGUCCAAGGCAUUGCUAGUCAAAUCAGCGGUGUCCUGUCUACCCAGGCUUUACUUUAUGCCGUUGGGUUGGGGAAAGGUGCAAUACCAACAGCAGCUGCAGUGAGUUGGGUACUCAAGGAUGGAAUUGGGUAUCUAAGCAAAAUAUUAUUGUCCAAGUAUGGACGCCAUUUCGAUGUGAAUCCAAAGGGCUGGAGGUUGUGUGCGGAUCUCUUGGAAAACACUGCUUAUGGACUGGAGAUUCUGACUCCUUCAUUUCCUCAUCUCUUUGUUUUCAUUGGUGCAGCUGCUGGAGCAGGUCGAUCAGCUGCCUCUUUGAUUCAGGCUUCUACUAGGAGCUGUUUCUAUGCAGGAUUUGCUGCUCAGAGGAAUUUUGCAGAGGUAAUUGCCAAGGGAGAAGCUCAAGGGAUGGUGAGCAAGUCAAUCGGUAUCAUGCUUGGUAUAGGGUUGGCUCACUGCAUUGGCUCCUCCACGUAUUUUGCCUUUGCUUCCUUUUUUGUGGUGACUGGGGUCCACAUGUUCUGCAAUCUCAAGUCAUAUCAAUCAAUUCAAUUAAGGACACUCAAUCCCUAUCGUGCAAGUUUGGUCUUCAGCGAGUAUCUUUUGACUGGCCAAGUUCCUCCUGUUAAAGAGGUUAAUGAUGAGGAACCACUCUUUUCGGGACUGCAGCUUAUCAAUGUUAGCCUCAUGUCUAAAGACACUUCUCAAGCAGAACCGCAGUUAUUAUCUGGCGAAGCCAAGGAUGCUGCAGUUCAAAUUGAGAAGCGACUGCUGCUUGGCUCCAAGCUUAGUGGAGUUAUCAACAGCAAGGAAGACACACUAGCCUUGUUUGAUUUGUACAAAGAUGAAGGGUACAUAUUGACAGAGCAUGAAGGACUAUACUGUGUGGUACUUAAAGAGGGCUCCUCACCACAAGACAUGCUCAAAUCGUUGUUCCAUGUCAAUUAUUUAUACUGGCUUGAGAAAAACGUCGGGAUUGAGGCUAAGAGUGCUGCAGAUGACUGUAGACCAAGCGGAAAGCUGCAAAUAUCAUUAGAUUAUGUGAAUAGGGAAUUCGACCAUGUUAAACAUGAUGGGACUACGGCAGGUUGGAUCACUGAGGGACUCAUUGCUAGGCCAUUACCUAACAGGAUUCGUUUAGAAAAUUGUGGUGCCUCUGAGUGAAGGUAAAACCCUUGGAAGCAGGUUAUUCAAUGUAUAUCUGGGCAUUUCGGAAAGAAGGAGUGGCUUUUCUGGUUGUUAAGGUUUCAGGGUCAAUCUUUUCACACACGGCAUCUUUGUUUAAAAUGUGCAUUGGCUAAACUUGGAGAAAGGCGGGCAAGUGGGUGCUGUUACACCAUCCAUCUGAGAACCAAGAUAUGGAUGACCGGGCCUAAUUGAAAAAUGGCACUGUUGUAUAAAAUUUAGAGGACCACAAAGUAUUCAAAUUCAAGUUUGCGAUUUUUUAACUGGUGGGUCAGAGAGCAAUCGUGUAUGGCUCAUAAUCUUACAUACAUACACGAUUGGCGUCUUAAUUGGUGCCAUGUAUCUUAUUCUGAUUACCAGAACAGAUACAUUUCUGAAUUGAAAUUGAAUUGGUGGUUAUACUGUAAACAACUGUUAGUGUUGUGUUGUGCACAGGACGAAGAUAUUUUCAUUUAAAAAAAAAAAAA